CAGGGAGGUAAAUAUUAAAGCUCUCAGUAGUGGAAAUCCUACAACUGUUGGUGUGAGUGGAGAAGUAUUCAGUGGAACCUUUACAGUACAGGGAGGUGAAGAAAUCUUUAAUUCACUGGAUGUUGCUGUUAGUGGUAUAAAAGAUGCCUAUUCUAUUGGUCAGGGAUUGUCUGAGCUUGGAGCCAAACUUUUAGGAGAGAAGUUAGCUAAUAUGACAGUUGGUGACAUAGAAACUUUAAUGGACUUCAAGAAUAUUGAUCCAAUAUUAGUGGCCCAGCUUAUGAAAGAUUUGAGAGACUUAGCAAAGGCAUUGUAUUCUGAGUUUCUUUCCAAGCUACUGUCCAAUGGAGACGAAGUGUUCAAAUCUUUUGACUUCACACUAAAGGGAGACUUUAGUUUUCCUAAACAGGAUGUAGACCUAUUUAAAUAUAGUAUUCACAUGUUGGUUGGAGGACUUAUACCAAUGCAGUUUUCAUUUGGAGCUGGUGCAUACUACGGAAUGAAAUUCGAGAUUGGUGCCAAGGUGUUAGAAAUGAAGGCUAUAUGUGGCGUAGAGCCUUAUGGGGGUGUGACAGUCUAUGGGGAACUUGGUAUUGGUUUUGCAUUGUAUGGAAAACUUCGGUUAGAGGGAAGAAUAAUGGACCUGCGUUUCCCAACAACUGCUGAGAUUUCAUUCAAUAAGUUUCCUCUAGAUGUUGGUCUGGUUAUGUACUUAAAAUUGACCCCAAUAGAGCUAAACUUGUAUGCCCUGGUGACCUUAGAGGUUGAUAUUGGUGUUGCUAAGUUUACGAAAACCUUGUUUAAAGCUACAUUAUGGUCAUACAAGGCUCCAACAAUCACAAAAAAACUGAUAGACAACAGGAAAGAUGAAGAAGACAAAACUCCUCCAGAUAUUUCACCAUUUACUGACGGAUCUGAUACAAACAGAAAAAAAAGGGCCACACCAAGUUGUGAAGUAGAACAGAUAGCAGGUAGAGACUAUGUGGAGCCAAUGUUUGAAAUCGCUGUUCGUGCUGAGGACGACAGAAGUGACGUGGCUUACUUCCUUGAUGUGGGAACAGUACCGGGAGGAAAAGAUGUGAAGGACCAGCAUACUCUUGGUGGACCAAAGACUUCAGUUGAUGAGAGACUUAGUGCUACUGGAGUCCCUCUGUAUUUUACGAUGUAUGCACAAAAUGAUGCUGGUGUGCGCUCCAUGGCAACUUGUUCUUUAAAUACAUAUGAUGUCACUCUUCCCGGUGGACGAUUCACAGAAGACUUUUUAUCAACCAGUAAUCCAGCUGUGAUGAAGGCAUCUGUUGUUGUAUAUGAAGACUCAGAUAUAGUGUUGACACAAGUUGGAUUGGGAUAUGGAAAAGAUGUGUGGGGCGAUCAAGUAAUUCCAUGGAACACUGUCAAUGUAGAUGCUGCUGCAUAUGUUCCACCAGAUCUAAGUAAUGACCCACAUAACCAUAAAGUUAUGGAAAUGUUCACAGACUUCAGAGUAGGACGACUGAUAGCGCCCUUAGGAGGGGAGAUAACUCAAGAACAUUCAGUUGGUGAUUGUGCUAAACAAUGUGCAGACUUACUGAACACCAAAUGUAUGAGCUUUAAUUAUGACUUCAAUGAUGGUACAUGUGAAUUGCUGGAAGGAAUAGAAGGCCACCACUUCAAGCUUGCACAGUAUGGAAUGUUUCUGCACUACGAAAGACUUGGUAUCGGACAUAUCUUGAGUUUUGAUUAUAAUACUUUGUGGCUGACCCAUAAUAAGACACAUUACUUCAACUUCCGUAUCAUUAAUGAUUUAGGAUUUGAGAGUAUUAUUUCUACCCCAGGAAUAAUGUUGGAUACUACGCCACCAGAAACAGGUCCUAUAAACAACAGCACCAUCGACUAUUUGGAAUUUGUAGAUUGCAGUACAAAAAUAAUUCCAACUGAUAGACCAGACUUCCUAAUGUGGUGUAGAGGUGAAAAUUCAGCAGUUAAAAAUCACAGAGUAAUACAAGAUGGACCAGAAUCAUUGGCUGUUUUCAAUGGAGCAACAUUUAUGAAUGAUAUGCUGUAUACAAGAGCAAAUAAUUAUAUCUCGGCAAACUGGGAUGGAUUUAAUGACAAGCAGACUGGACUUUUAUUUAUCUCUGUUACUGUUGGUACUGAGAUCUGUGCUGAAACAAUCCACCAACAUUAUGAUCCACAUUCUCAUCUGUUUGACGUAUCUCAGUGGACACACAGUGCUAUGAUAAGUCCUCUCCCAGCACCUUAUGAGCAGCUCCCAGAUGGCCAGUAUUUUAUUACAGUAAGAGCUAUAAAUGGGGUUAAAUAUGGAGGUCCUUUUGCAACAACUGUGUGCCACACAACUCCUUACAUCGUUGACAAUUCACCUCCAAUUAUAUAUGAGCUAUAUAACAUUCAGUAUGAUGAAUUCCAAUAUAACUUGACCUACAGACAUAAUUCAUCUGAUCCUGAAUCAGGUAUAUUAUAUAAUGAUUGCUGCCUUGGACUUACUCAAAGAGACUGUUAUGAACUUCCAUGGACUCGACUGGAUUUCACUGAUUUUGUAACGAUUACUGUAUCAAUAACAGCUGGUAUACCAAUAUGGGUAAAGAACAAAGCUAUUAAUAAUGUGGACCUGAGAACAAUUAAGGCAGCAGACCAGCCAAUCAUUGUGGACCCAACCCCUCCAAUUGCUGGUAAAGUGUAUGAUGGACAAACUUAUGAUGUUGAUCUUUUGUUUACAAAAGAACAAGAUGUGAUAUGUGCCAACUGGCAAGGCUUCUAUGAUCCUGAAUCUGGAAUUUCAUUCUACAUGGUUAGCAUAGGCUCUGAACCAUUAAUAAAUGUUACUGAUGUCUCUAACUUGACGCAAGUAAGCAGUACAUUACACGAUGCAUGUGUUCUCCUACAACAAGCUGCUUAUCUUCAACAUGGCAGGAUUUACUAUACAACAGUCUGGGCAUUCAAUGGAGCAGCUAGACAACUUAAUAUUUCAGCAAUUUCAAAUGGAGUAUUGGUUGAUUUAACUCCCUCUGUGCCUGGGCAAGUUAUUGAUGGGUUGCUGGAUAAUUUUAUUGACUUAGACUACACAUCAAGUCAGGCUAAAGUUGAAGCCCAGUGGAAGGAUUACUAUGACCCAGAGUCUACUAUCAAACAGUAUGCUGUACAGGUGUCAAGUGCUCAAAACAUGUCCAACGACUUCACAGUGAUUAGAGAAUGGGUGACAUUCAGUAACGAUUCCACCAGCGCUAAAUGGCUAAAUUUCCACUUGGCACACAGAGAUAGAAUCAAGAUAGAACUGAAAACAACAAAUGGAGCUUUGAAUUCUAUUGUGAAUGAAACUGAUUCUUAUGUCGUGGACUUAACUCCUCCAGCCCUGAGUUACCUUGGAGAUGGUUUGACGCAGGAUCAUGAUAUAGACUUCCAGUCUGAUGCCACUUCCUUGAGUACAAACUUCAAAUUUGAAGACAAUGAAUCUGGACUGGAUUACUAUAGGAUACAGAUUUAUGAGAAGUACCAGGGUAGCAAGAGACAACUUGUCCCAAUUAUUAAAGGUAACUGGUUGGAUCUAAUUGGUGACCCAACAAAGACAUCCUACACUCACACAGGAAUGUCUCUGAACCUUGGUGCUGCUUACAGUGUCAGAGUGGGAUCCCUUAACAAAGCAGGACAUAUGGCAGUAUUUGAAACAGAUAGUGUUAGAGUGGAUACGUCACCACCUUCUGUAAAGUGGUUGAGAGUAGGAACAUUAAUCUCUGGUCAAGAAGAGGAGGUUGGAGGGUAUGUGUAUCAGGCCAAUACAAAAGGGAUCAAGGCAGCCUGGAUGGCUGCUGACCCUGAGUCUGGUAUCAUUGGAUAUGAGGUUGCUGUUGGAACUACUCCUGGUGGAACAGAUAAAUUAGGCUGGAUAUUAUAUGGAGCAGAGAAUGAUGUGUAUAUACAGGGUUUUAGUUUGGAUAUCACCAACCUGACUACAAAGGAGCCUGUGUAUUAUGUUAGUGUAAAAGCCGAAAAUGGAGCACAAUUACUCAGCUCGUCCUUGACGUCUACUCCUAUUGUGGUUGUUGAAGAAGAUAGAGCAGGUCUUGUGGUGGACGGAGCUGAUGGAACAGAUAAAAACACGCCUGAAUUGGGCCUGGAUGUAGACUACACAGUGGAUACCACUACUGUAACUGUAACAUUUGAUGGAUUUGAAAGUCACCUUCAUGGUGUGAUGAUGUAUGAGUGGGCUGUAGGUACCUCACCAGGUGGGGAAGAUGUACAGCCAUUCAUGAGCGAGGGUAUUAUACAUUCAGAGGAAGAAAAUGUAGCAGGAGACGGCGUAACGAGUUCUGGACAUGCCCAUGCCACAUUACCAUUGGAGCCUGAGACCCUGUAUUAUGCCUCUGUCAGGGGAAUCACUAAUGGUGGAAAUGUUGUACAGUCUUCAUCUGAUGGUUUUACAGUUGAUGUUUCACCACCCAUGAUCAGUAUUGACAGAUUAACAGACAAAAUCCCAACAGAUCAGGAUAUCACUAGCGGUAAUUCUCUGUACCAGACAACAACUGACUCACUGACCGCCCAAUGGACAUACAACGACACAGAGAGUGGUAUAGAACGAGGAUGGUAUUCUGUAGGAACCUAUCCAUUUGGUGAGGACAUCACCUCAAUGAUAGAGGUAGAGAUUUCAUCCAUGGAUUUCAGUACUUUACCAUUGGCUUAUGUUACUGCUGUUGAUACAGGAAAGCCAAAUAUAAUCAGCAUCUGGGCAGAGAACAAAGCUGGACUUGUAUCUGAAGUAGCUACUGGAUCAGUUAUCAUUGACAAAACUCCACCAGGAGAAGGCUUUGUCUCAUGUCCUGAUUAUGUUGGGGUGAAUGCUCCUAUACUGUGUACAUGGCAUGGCUUCCUUGACAAACAGAGUCCUAUCCAGAAAUACAUCAUAACAAUGGGAAGUCAACAAGGUUCAAAUAACAUCUUUAAUGGAACAGAGGUCCCAGGAUACAUGAGUCAAUACUCAAUCCAAGGUCUGGGUGACAAGUUACAUCACGGUGAUAAAUACUAUGUGACAGUGACCGCUGUAAACUAUGUUGACAUGGAGUCCUAUGGUUUCUCCACUGAGAUUGGUAUAGACUCAACACCACCAACGUUUGGUAAAGUAAUUGACCUACACACUACAUACAGGGUAGAUGUCACAGACACUGAGAUGACGUUAGCCAUGAAUGCCAAGAAAUGUGAGACAGAUGAUGAAUGUGAUUUGCUGGAUGCCACUUGUUCAGAAUCUAUGACUUCAGUGUCAGCCACAUGGCAAGCAUUCCAAGAUCCUGAAUCUGGAGUACUAAGGUACCAGAUAGCUCUUGGAACGACACCUGGUGGUGGACAAAUCAAACCUUUCUUUGACAUUGAUUUACAAGAUGGAGUCAGAUACUACACCAUAGGUGGUCUCAAUCUUGUUGGUUAUAGAGUGGUUUAUGUUUCUGUAAAAGGAAUCAAUGGAGCUGAUCUGACAAGUGUUGCUACAUCCAAUGGACUCUAUCUGUCUUAUCUCAGUCAGGGAAUGAACCCUCUCAGUCAUGUCGGGGUUGCUGAUGUACUGGAGAAUUCUGUCGGAGAUGUUAAUUUCCAGUCAUCUGACCACACUUACAGAGCAUCAUGGGAUAUGUCAGGUGACCCAUGUCCAGUCAGUAACUAUGAAUGGAAGAUCCAAAGGCUUGAUGGUCUUGUUGUUCAAGAGUGGCUGCAAAUGAAUUUGAACACUGAUGGCAUGACUGAUGGAUUAGGGUUAGAAAAUGGAAAAAUGUACUACUCUUUAGUGAAGGUGACCAAUAAGUUGAACUACACCUACAUUCUAAGAUCAGAUGGUGUCACUAUAGAGAAAAAUCCACUUUUACCUGGGAAGGUGUUUGAUGGGGACGUUAGAGGCUACGAUAUUAACUACUUACCAUCCAAUAAAAUUAUCUAUGCAAACUGGGAUGGAUUUGGUUUACCUGCAGAUGCCAUUGCACAAGUAGAUGUGUUGUCAGGAAACCCUGGAAUGCAAGUGGACGAGGCACAAUUGGAGGCUCAAAAUCCUAACCAGGAAGUUGUUUACUAUGAGGUUGCUGUGGGAACAGACAGAAGAUUCCCCAAGACCAGGGAUGAUGUUGUUCCAUUUACAAAUGUAUACCUUAACAAAACUGUCAUUUUCUAUGACCUUGAGUUGACCCCAUUAACUGGUAUCUACUACUUUACAGUGAAGGCAUACAGUGCAUCGUAUUCAAUAGCAACAGUCACUUCAAAUGGUUUCCAGGUUGGAUUUGAUGGAGGAGUUACAGCUGGGAUAAUUGUGAUGGAGAGAUACAUUCCAACAUACACAUAUUUAGAAAUUCAGUUUGAAGGAUUUAGUUCCAAGUUAGAUAUCUUGAUGUACUACGUAGCUUUGUCAAACAACUCUGAUGCCAACAAUACUAACUGUAAAGCAUAUAUUGAUGGUGGUUCAGCUACAGUCGAAGAGAAGAAACAAUUAUUUACAGAUUAUGAUGUCACCAAUAUAAACAAGUACACUGUUACAACAAUGACAGGACUCAAUCUGACACAGGGAGCUACCUAUUAUGUGUAUGCUAUGGGUACUGAUAAAUCUGGAGCUUGUGGAAUGGUCAUGCAUGAAUUCACUGUUGACACCACACACCCAGACAGGGGCAGGAUAAAAACUGGACCCUAUUAUGAUAUGCCUGUGACUUACAAUCAAGCCAAUACAUCACUAUAUGUGUAUUGGGAGGGGUAUGGUGACGAUGUCUCUGAUAUUGCCACAUAUGAAGUAUCUGUCUGGAGAAACAAAUCCUGUUCAGAAGAUGCCGAAUCUGAGAUGGUUGUUAGCUGGAUAACCCUAUCAAAUAAUUAUACAGAUUACAGUUUUAUAGAUCUUUCUCUUAAUAAAUCAGAACCACUAGUUGUCAAGUUUAUCAUCACAAAUGGAGCAGGUCUCUCCAUAACAGAUGAAUCAGUACCAAUACUAGUAGACAUGACCAAACCAACUCCUGGAAAAGUUGUGGAUGGCUGGGAUUUUAAGAAAGAUCGUGUUUGGUUUAAUUCUCCCAACAGUGCGAAAGGAUCUAUUCUGCAUUUGGCAACUCCAUUUGGUCAGGCAUGUCCAACUCGUCCAGUAUCAAUUGUAAAUGAUACCAACUGGAAAAUCUUACAGCAAAUAGGCUUCAGAGAUCCUGAAGGACAGGAUUGGCCAAUCAAGAUGCGCACAGAAAAUCUUGGACAUGAAAUUUAUGAUGAUGAGCUAUGGAUCAAGUUAGGAAGAGAUACAAAUUUGAACACUAUGUAUUCCUCAGGAUACUACAGAAAAGCUGACUAUCAAUUAGGAGGAGAGUGGGAGUUUGAAAUAAAGGCUGCUAGUGGUGAAGGUAUGGCUGCCACGUCUGUGAUGUUAUGGGAUGGACCAGAGGGUGAAAUAAUGCCAUACGAUCACGUUCCAGAGGCUGACUGGUCUGCCACUGCCUGUUAUUGCUGUUUUGAAAAUCCGAUACCAGCAACAUGCACUGCCUGUGACUGUACGGCAUAUUUAGCUGAAAAGUUUGGUAAUGGUACAAUAGUAGCACCAACAACUGAAGCAGUUCCUGUUGUUGAUAACGGUACAUCAUCUCUGUACCAAGUGGUAGAAAACCCUAAAGGUGGCGCUGUCAUCACACCUAUUGAUUUAUCAAAACAGCCUGCUAGAGCAUCGUGUGGUAUUGAAAUUUUCGCAGGUGAUGACCCACAUGUUGUAACGUGGUGUAGAAUCUUCAAUGAUACAUUACCCCCACAAGUGGUAGAAGAUGUCCUCACUUUUGACCCCUCUGCUGAUUUCCACACUUACAAGAUCGUUGUUGACUUUGAAGCUGAUGAAGCUGUAAAUCCAGCAUUGUGCUUCUAUUUGUAUGUGGAUGGUGUAUUGUGGAGUAAAGUAUGUGGAAUACGUGAUCUGAGUACAGACACAGACCUAAUAUUCCAUGUAUUCCCUAAAAAUAAUUAUUUACCACCAGUCAUUGAUACUUUUAAUCCUUACUCCACCAAAGCAUUCUUCCGAAAUGUAGUCUUGCCACCUGAACCAAGUGCAUAUUGUAGAUAUGGUGCUCCAUUCCGUGGUGGAACCAAUCCAAUAAUCAAGUACGAAAUUGGUAUUGGAACUACAUUAUUAGGCACAGAAGCUGUUCCUUACAAAGAAAAGAUAUCACCAUGUCUCCCGUGUUAUAACUUUUGUUCACGCUACAACUGUAAUUCAACAUGUGACGCUGAGGAACAUGUGUUAUACCAGUUUAUGCUUGACAACUUUACUCUACCUGCUACAAGAAUGGAGGACAAUGAGACUAAACCAAUAGAUUAUUAUUUCACAGUGAAAGCUGUGCUUAGUUCUGGUGUUACCACUGUUGUGUCUUCAGAUGGAUUUUACAUUGACGAUACACCACCAAUAUUUGAUCCUGAUGUGAUGGGCGGCGAUUUUUAUAUUGAUGUAGAUCAAGGGGACUUCACUCCUGUCAGAUAUCAGGGGUCCAACAGCACUAUAAAGGCAUUCUGGAGAUGUUUGGAUGAAGAGAGCGAUGUAGUGGAAAAUUGGUGGGCCAUUGGUACCACAGUUGGUGGACAAGAGUUGCAGGAAUUUGAGUCUAUAGGUACAAAUCAAUUUGGCAUGAACAAUACAUUUGAAGACAUCUUGGAACACAAUACCACAUACUAUGUAUCCCUGAAAUGUGAGAAUGGUGCUGGGUCGGCUGUUGGCUUCAAUGAUACUAAAGGUGUUAUUGUACUUCUGGAGGCACCAGUAGAUGAUGUAAAUGCAACUAUUCCUGGUGCUACUCAGCUAUCAGAGGAUGUUGUUCCAAAAGAUGCUCUUCAGAGUACUGAUCCGACUAAAUUAGGAGUUGCAUUUACACUAAGUCAUGAUGCCUCAGUCAAUAGAUAUGAUUUGUGUUUUGGAACGGACGAAGAGAAGGAUGAUAUUUUCCCAUGUACUUGGGUAGCAUACAAUGUUUCUGGAACAAUCAUGGUUGAAGACGGAUGGAUAAAAAUCAAUGGAAUGAACAUAAGGCGAUUAUCUGAAUUAAACCCUGUGCAGGAUCCAGACAUGUCUGAAUCAGACCGUCUCUCCAAUGCCAAUAAUGCCUUCAACAUGGAGCCAGGACGUACUGUGUUUAUGAUGAUGAGGUUAUGUAAUGCUGCCAUGAGAUGUUUUAACAAGACCAUGGGUAGUGUCAUAAUAACCAAUGCCAACACUGAUUUAGAAACAUCCCUAAAUGGAUUGGCCAUUACGAUAUCAGUCACCCCAAGUUCUCGUAGAAGGAAGAAGAGAGCUAUUGGAGAUGAUUUAGUCAUUGUCACCCCAAGUAAUUUGACUUCUGGACACAGCACAACGUUUACAAAACUCACUCAAUCUGAGUUAACAGCGUCCUAUGAAUCGGCAGCGUCAACAGAUUUUGUACCUUACAUUGUCAAUCCAUCUACUACAACUGAUUUGGUGGAUAGAACUCUGCUAGGAAGGCUCUAUGGAAGUGAAUUUGCCUUUGCCUUUGUGUCUGUUGGACACAUUAUGAUGCCUGACCCUAUUCUGAUGACCUACAGUGAUGUUGCUGGACCAGGACCACAUGAUUCAGGCAAUAGGACAUUAUUGACAAACUGGAAUCCAGUGAGACAAUUGUGGGAGGAGUCUAGUAGAACCUGCAUUAAUGAGACAGAUACUGAAGUCUUCCAUAAUGAUAGUACUGUCACUGUGAAGGUAUGCAACACCUGGAGAGAUUUAAAAGAAGAUGCAGUCAAUGAACCAUACUUCCGUCAUGAGACCAUGUUUUCUUUGUCUAAUGCCAAAGCCUCCAUUACAAACUCAGAACCCAUACUAGCAGUACCCGAUGUUAUCUACAUGUCAGAAGAUGCAGGUACAAUACAGUACCAGUUGGAAGCGACAGAUGAUGAAGGAGAUACUAUUGAGUUCUAUCUGGUCGGUAACUACACUAAUUAUACCAUGGGAACACCUAUCCUGUCUGUUGAUGGAAUCCUGCUGUAUACACCUUGUGAGGACUGUCAGGGAAUUGAGACAUUCCCAGUAAUUUUACAAGAAGUUCAAAAUGAUCCAGAUAUUAUUCCACCAAUUAAUGUUACAGUCUGGCUGACUGUCAAUGUAACAGAUAUAAUAGACCCACCGGUCAUCUUCCUAACUUUGGUAGGAGAAUCACAACUACCAGCAGAUCCUACAGAACCAGUUAUUGUUUAUCUGGAACAAAAGAAUGAAUGGAAUGAGCCUAUCUGGUCCCCAUCCUGGUAUGCUUUGAUAGGAGCUUAUGAUAUUGAAUCAGGGGAUAAACCACAGCUUAAUGUUCAGGAACCAGUUAAUGGAACCUUGAUUAUCACAGACAAUACAACAAUGUUGCCCACCAUUGCAGAUCCAUGUCCAAAUGCUACACAAAGAAGUGAUAAUAUGAUGUUCCCAUGUGAUCUCGGCCUGUUGAAGCCAAUAAAUGAACAUGAAUGGAACUACAUGAAGUUGACAUAUAUACAGAAUUAUUCCUUCUCUGGCUACGAUGAGGCUAAAGUCUACUUCUCUGAUGCUAGUGGUGCCUUAUCACGUCUUGUCACCAUACAGUUUACCGUGUUGGAGUCACCAUGUCACAAUGAAGGAGUAUGCGAACCAAAGAACAAGACUAUAUCUUAUCCAUGUGAACAUUACCGUAGGGCUAUUGAAAGUUUUGAUAUCAACUACAACUGUAUAUGUGCCUCUGGUUGGACUGGUAUCCAUUGUAAAGAGAAUAUCAACGAGUGUAUUAGCUCUCCUUGUCAGGAUCCGUUUGUAUGUUAUGACUACAUCGACUAUUAUAAGUGUGCCUGUCCUGAGGAUUAUCCGAACUGUUUGUUGCGGCCAUGGAUGAUAGCCUUGAUCAUGAUAAGCUUGUUGAUUAUUGUCGUGAUCGUACUGUUCCUUGUGUACAGAUGGAAGAGAAGAGAUAGCCACAUUCCUUGGGUUCAGAAGUACAUCUUAUGCCAAAGUGAUGACAAAAACAACUCAUUUGGAUCCACAGACUCGUUUGAAGAUUAUAUGGAUGAUGAUUCAGAUGGUGGAUUACCCAAUAGAAACACCAUAUUUGAUUUUAUAGAUCCAGAUCAAAUCUCGGAUAACAUGGACUUCCCUCCACAAAAAGAUGAAUGUAAAAAUGAGAAACGCCAUAUAAUGCCUUCAUUUGAACCUCUGGUCCCUCCUUCUGAUUUUAAAAUUGCUCCACAUCCAUCUGAAAUUGUUGAAGCCAAUCUGUCAGCUGAUAUUGAUGUCAUGUCAAAACCUGGCUGGACAUUUCCAAGAAUGGAUGCACCAACUGAAGCAGGAUCUUCUGGAUAUGGUGCCUCAAUGCCACAUGCUUUGUCCAAGAAUGAGGCUCGAUGGGCACUAGCUGAUCAAAACAGUGGACAUCCAGCACCAUCUAGUAGUAAAUCUCCACAUCUUCUCUAUGACCGACAGACAACCACAUUAGAUCCUGAAACAGUAUCAAUGUAUGAUGAAGCAGAUCAAGAGACAUUAGAAAUGUGAGGAGGGCUUUGUUUAAUAAUUGAUAUUUGAAGCUUUUUACCAGUACUUUUCAAGACAGAUGUGUCAAAAAAUUAUAUCACAUUUCUGAUUUUUUCUUUUUUUCUUAAAAAUGUCAUUUUAAAAUAUUUUUUUUUUUUAAAACUAAAUUCAUCAGUCCAGGUUUUUUUAUAUGUGAUUUAUAUCCGUCCAAGUAUUUUUAUGUGAUGUAUAACUGUCCAGGUAUUUUUAUGUAAUUAAAAUCUGUCAAGGUAUUUUCAUGAGAUUUAUAUCUGUCCAGGUAUUUUUUUCAGAUUAAUAUCUGUCCAGGUAUUUUUAUUAUGUGAUAAAUAUAGAUUCUUACAUUGAUACCAGUGGAUUAUCGGAUUUAUCCAAUCGAGAUAGUUAAAUUAUCAAUUUUAAAGUUCGAGCCGCCUCGGCGAGUACUUUAAAAUUUAUAAUUUAACUAUCGAGAUUGGAUAAAUCCGAUAAUCCAUGAGUAACUAUGUAAGAAUCUGUUUCUCUAAUGAUCAAAAAGACAUUAUCUUUUUUGUUUACCGAAAAUCCCCUUCGAGUGCCUUUCACAUUGCACGAAGUUGUCAAUUUCAUUAACACCUGUUAUCAUAUUUUGGUUCAUCCAGUCAGCCAAAAAGGUCAUGACCCUUAAAAUCAUCCAAUGAUCUUCUGAGAUCACCAGCAACCACACGUUGAUUAAAUUUUUUUAUACAAUGGGUUUGAAAAGGGAUAAAUUUCCAUAGAAUUAGAGAAAUAUAUCUCUAUAUAUUAUAACAAUUUAAAUUAUUUUAUGCAAUUUUCAUAAUAAUGUAUCAAAGUAAAUAUAAAAAAUUGUGAGUUUACUCAGUAACUUAAGAAAUGCAGCACAUCUUAUAUGGUCUCUGAUAUGUGUCAUUUAAUUGUUGACAUUUAUUUUUGUAUGAAAUGAAAAAAAUAAGAAAUCACUGAAAUAAUUUUAAUUCUUUACAAAAACUUAAUUUUUAACUAAUCUAAAAACAAUUUGAUAGAAAAAAAGUUCAAAGUCUGAAAUUACAUUUUUUGCAACUUUCUUAGAAUUAUAAAUAAAAAAACAUUUUUGUUUAAAAUAACAUUUUUGAUUAAAAAAACAUUUUUGAUUAAAAUAACAUUUUAGAUAAGAACACUAUUUUUUCUUAGAAAUAAUUCUUUUACAUAAAAAUUCCUCAAACUUAAAAACCUUCAUUUACCUGAUUUCUACAUUCUGACCAAAUCUUAUCACUAAUUUUGAAGAAUACUAAAUUACGAAAAAAAGAAGCAUUGGCAUUUAUAAAUUAUGUUGUCAUUAUAUGUAUUUAUGUAAUUUUUAUAAAUUUUGGGAUACAUGUUACAUUAUGUGGUUCAGAAAUAAAAAUCUCAGUUCAAAAGGUUAUAUGAUAUUUGAAAUUAGCUGUUAUUAAUUUUAUACUAUUCAAUU
Molecule: messenger RNA, 12908 nt
Organism: Mytilus trossulus (common blue mussel)
Lineage: Eukaryota; Metazoa; Mollusca; Bivalvia; Mytilida; Mytilidae
Exons: 59
Coding region: 212-11485 (3757 amino acids)
Molecular function (GO): calcium ion binding
Source: RefSeq, a predicted model, not a curated record